This is a messenger RNA of Mobula hypostoma (lesser devil ray), 2136 nucleotides long. RefSeq names its product PRA1 family protein 3-like. Gene Ontology annotation, cellular component: membrane. Lineage: Eukaryota; Metazoa; Chordata; Chondrichthyes; Myliobatiformes; Myliobatidae. The record is from RefSeq and is a predicted model, not a curated record. The transcript is spliced from 3 exons. Bases 97 to 666 code for a protein of 189 amino acids. Gene Ontology annotation, biological process: negative regulation of transport.
UGAGUGAGGCGGCGGUACCGCGCGCCGGUCGUGACGCCUCUGCAAGAACUUGUCUGGGUGUUGCUGCUCCUCUUCUCAGCGCAGUAGCCGCUUAACAUGGAAGUGAAGUUCGCUCCCUUAAGAGCUUGGGACGAUUUCAUAUUUGGCUCCACGCGUUUCGCCCAGCCAGAUUUUCGAGAUUUAGCUAAAUGGAACAAUCGCGUCGUCAGCAAUUUGCUGUUUUAUCAGACCAAUUACUUCGUUGUGGCUGUCUGUGUCUUCCUACUUAUCGGGUUUAUGAAUCCAUUGGAAAUCAUCCUAGGAGGAGCAGUGGUAACAGUGAUUUUCAUGGGCUCUGUGUGGGCCUCAGAAAAUAAGGCAACAAUCGGUAACUUCAAGCGCCAGCACCCAACUUUCUUUGUUUUGGCCAUUCUAAUGAUGAGCUACUUUUUCAUUUCCAUAAUCGGGGGUGUGAUGGUUUUCUUGCUUGGAAUCACACUACCACUAUUUUUAAUAUUCGUGCAUUCCUCUCUACGGCUUCGGAACCUUCAGAAUAAGUUUGAGAACAAGAUGGAAGAGAUCGGACUUAAGAAAACUCCCAUGGGAAUCUUACUGAAUGCGCUUGGUCAGGAACAGGAGCAGAUCUCUAAAAUUGCUGAUAUUUUGUCAGCACAAGGCAAACACUAACAAGGUUCUGACUAAUUUAGCACCUUUAGUAUGUGUUGUGUUGUAUUCCUGGAGUAAGAUUUUUUUGAAGAGCCUUAAGCUGGUAUUGUUCAUUUUCAAGUAUUCCAAGCUUUAACAAGCUGAUAUUAAUGCUGUUGCAAAGUACAACCGAAAAUUUUUUUUUUGCAAGUUACAAUGUAUUGUGGAAAAUUAACUGCUUGAUACAGUGACAGUAUGCCAUUUUGUCUUUGUGUACCUUAGAACAGUUCUUGUCUGAAUCCCAGAUGACAGGGUAACCUAACAAUUUAUCUGGAUGAUACAUAAUCUUGCACUUUCUUUAUUACUUGUAUUUAUUUAAUUGGUUAAGGCCUGAUUUAGGAUGGAGGGAUAUUAUCUUAAUUAUUUAGAUUCCCAUGAGUAAAAGAACCAGAAUGUAUAGAUUUAAUGGUGUAGGGUUAUGUAGAGGCACAUUGACAUUUUCACAAUUGAAGUUCUCAAUCCCAGCUUCAAAUGGAUCAAGUUGCACAUCCCUCCUGUGUGAUGUGAUCUUGUUUGCAAUUUGAAAAUGUAUAUAAUAUACUUUUAAAAAAAAAAUCAUAUUUGGGGAGUUGGAACGAUCAGUUUAUCCUUUUUACUCCACUUAAUAUGGUCUGCAACUUUGGGUGAUAGAAAUUAAUACCGUAUAAAACUGAACUUGAGUAAAACACAGAGCAAACAUCAGUUUUCAUAUAUGAACUAUGGAUGUAAAGAGAACAUGUGUAAGGAAGUCAUGCCAUCAGAACGUGAAAGGUAUACAAUCAUCAUUUAGUAUCCAAAUCAAUUUUUACAAAACCUCUUAGUCAUGGAAAAUGAGUUUCAACAAAUUGGUAUCUUUGAAAAAAAAUUGGCUUUUGACAAAACUGCAAUUGUAAUGCUUUGUUUUAGAAAAGCUGUUAAAUGUGAAGUAUGAGCUCAUGACAAAGAAUUUGUUGUAUAAAGUGUUACUAAUGUGUUUCAAUUUUCAGGUCCAAAGAUAUGCAACAUAUCUUGCAUGCAAUAAAGCUACUUUAAAUUACUGUUGUGUCGAAUAUGAACUAUUUUAAACCUUUUAUUGACACUGUCUGAAGAUAUCCUGGUUAAAUAGACCUUUACUCCUAUUUUUGUUUUGCAAUGCAAGAAUAAGGCAGCCACUUGCAUCUCUUACAAUUCUUCAGUAAUAUUGUACACAAUGCAGGUGCAACACGAGGUCUUUGUAUGACAGAACCACCUCAGCUUUGAAGACAAGACUAGAUGUUUUCUUUGUAUUUUCCCUGCCAGUUUAGUGAGAAAACCAAAACUGAUCUUAUUUAACAGUUGUGGUGUAUCUGCUUGGUGCAUUUCCUAGUACUUUAAAUCUCCAGGAAAAGCAGUUUCUGAAAAAUGACUUUUGAUCAUGGAUUCAUUUCCAUUAUUGGGAACUACAGUAAUCGUAACAGAAAGGAGGGAAGAUGCCAAGAAGGGUCAGUGUUGUAU